Molecule: messenger RNA, 1073 nt
Organism: Cuscuta campestris
Lineage: Eukaryota; Viridiplantae; Streptophyta; Magnoliopsida; Solanales; Convolvulaceae
Source: the annotation of a GenBank genome assembly
AGAGGGGGGAAUCAUUUGACUCGAGCGAGAGUGGUCACAGUAAAGAGUUGAAGCCGUGCCGCUGACGCAACGCCGCUGCCCGCCGGAAUAUUCUUCUUCCUCUGAGGAAAUCUGUUUAGGCUCAGAGUGUGGGAUAUGCCUUAUAAAGUUCGUGAAAAUCUGUUAAUUGGGAACAUCAGUGAUGCUGCUGAGAUUCUUCGGCAAGGCAGUGAACAGAUUACACACAUACUAUCAGUUCUUAGUUCUGCUUCAGUUUCAUUUUUCACUGAAUGGCGUAAUGAUAUCAUGAUCCCGGCCCAGGAGAUUCGUAAGGUGUAUUUUGGAGGUAAUGGAUCAGAGGGAAAUGUCACUGCUGAGUCUAGCACUUCUCUAUCACACCAGAAGCUUCUAUACUCAUUGGAGUAUGCUGGGAAGGAUCUAAAGUUUGUGAGGAUGGCAGUCGCUUUAAGGGAUAUGGAGAGUGAGAAUUUGCUGGAUUAUUUGGAAGUGUGUUUGGAUUUCAUUGAAGAAGGUAGAAAAAAAGGGUGUGUGCUAGUGCAUUGUUUUGCUGGUGUCUCAAGAAGUGCAGCCAUGGUUACAGCAUACUUAAUGAGGUCUGAGCAGCUAUCAUAUAAAGAUGCAAUUGAAUCGUUAUCUCAAAGCUGCGAUUCUAUUUGCCCCAAUGAUGGUUUUGUAGAUCAGUUGAAAAUGUUUGAAGAAAUGGGCUUCAAGGUUAAUCAUGCCAGUUCCAUAUACAAACGGUUUCACUUAAAAAAAUUAGGUCCAGUUCCUUACCAUAUUCGUCUUUCCACAUAUUUAUACUCCCUCCGGCCCUCAAAGAUCUUCUUUCUUUGACUUCACGGAGUUUAAAAAAUGUUGAAACGUGAAAAGUGUGGUAAAUAGUGUGUAGAAGAUAGAUUUUUUGAGUCACAUAUUCAUUUCAUUUAAUGAAAAUGAGAAAAGUUGGAAGUUGAUUUUGGGACAUCCCCAAAAGGAAUAGAGAAGAUCUUUGCGGGACGGAGGAAGUAUGUAGAUAUUUAUGAUUUUCUUCUGUCAAUGUCUAGUAUGCAUGUUAUUAAACACACUAGUUGCUU